Molecule: messenger RNA, 864 nt
Organism: Perkinsus marinus ATCC 50983
Lineage: Eukaryota; Perkinsozoa; Perkinsida; Perkinsidae
Product: endoplasmic reticulum retention receptor, putative
Exons: 10
Coding region: 1-864 (287 amino acids)
Biological process (GO): protein retention in ER lumen; endoplasmic reticulum to Golgi vesicle-mediated transport
Cellular component (GO): cis-Golgi network; endoplasmic reticulum; membrane
Molecular function (GO): ER lumen protein retrieval receptor activity
Source: RefSeq, a predicted model, not a curated record
AUGGAACCGGCUGCAGGUCCAUUCAACAAUCCUCAGGACUCAAUGUCCAAACUGCAUGGUAAGGAGGACUUUCAUCAACUUGCGCAAACCGUAUCGCAGUAUAGUUGGAACGUGUUCAGAUACAUAGGUGACUACCUUCAUCUCUUCGGUGUCGUAGUGCUCUGCAUUACUCUGUAUAAGAACAAGUCGUGUAAGGGUCUCAGUUAUGGCACACAAAUUUUGUACUUGACUACGUUUGUAUGCCGAUAUUUGGAUCUCUUCGAGCGCAAUCAGCGGGCGUACUUGGUGCUUUUCAAGAUAACGUAUGUGGCGAGUUCUGCUAUUAUUUGCUACAUUUUCAAGGCUUGGCACAUCACAUGGGAGCGAAGCAAAGACACCUGCAAUUUGGUUGUCAUCAUCUCUUUGUGCGCGAUCUUGGCCCUUCUCACCACGAAAGCCUUUGCCGUUCUCGAGAUCCUCUGGACCUUCUCCCAGCUCUUGGAGGGAUUCGCCAUGGUACUCAUAGUGUUUUACGCCUUCAAUUGGAUGUACAAGAAGAUCAAUCUCGGGCGGAACUACUCGGAUCUCAACUCCUGGCUGGGUGGGCUUAUAGAAAUACUCUUCUUCAUCGACUACAUCACGUAUCGCUUCAAGGGAGUUUCUUGUCUUCGUACGAUGGUUUUGGCGGUGGAUCAAAAAAUUAACGACAUUUCAGAGAAGGUGGAGAUGAAAGUAAUGGGCAGCAGCUCUAGUUAUGGUAAGUCGGCAAUAAUGCGUCAACCACAGAUGGGAUGGUGCGGCGAAGAAAAGGCGGCGGAGAGGUGGACGAGCAGGCGAUGCUGCAGAGCUAACACUGGUUGCCUUGGGGUUGCCUCGCAGUCUUAG